AUGAUACGAGAGGAUAAUUUCAACGACCUAAAGUCGCUUGGCAUCAGAUCGCGCGAGGAUUUAUCAAAGGAGGCAUCUCUCUUCCGAAACGUGAUCGACAAGUCACUCGAUUUGGCCACACGAUCGGGACGUAUAGGAAGACAGGAAAACCCGUUCUUCUGGAGCUGGCGAAAUGCGUUCGUCGCCGACGACAUCAGGGGCCUCUCAACUGAGCUUAGGUACUCGUUCACCAGUUUCAUCGUCAGGCAACACCUGUCAGAAGAGGCCAUCGCUUGUCACGAAAAGAUUGCCGAUUUCCGCAACCCUCACGAAUGGUUCCCGGCCACGAGGGCUAUGCAGAGAACGAUACAUCUGCAUGUGGGCCCAACAAAUUCCGGAAAGACCUAUCACGCCCUGAAAGCAUUGGAAGAGGCCAAGACUGGCAUCUAUGCUGGACCGCUACGGCUUUUGGCUCACGAGGUCUUUUCACGGUUCCAGGCCAAGGGCAAGCGCUGCGCUUUGAUCACCGGAGAGGAGCAGAGGAUUCCCGAGGGCGAUGAGAGCUACUUCGCAAGCUGCACGGUCGAGAUGACACCUCUCAAUCAACGUGUUGAUGUUGCCGUGAUCGACGAGAUUCAGAUGAUCGGGGAUGAAGAGCGAGGGUGGGCCUGGACCCAAGCACUUCUGGGCGUCCAGGCAAGAGAGCUGCAUCUGUGUGGCGAAGAGCGAACUGUGCCUCUCAUCAAGUCCAUCUGCGCUAAAAUCGGAGACGAGGUCGUGGUCCAUAAAUACAAGCGUCUCAGUGGCUUGAAGCCCAUGCAAGAUAGUCUGAAAGGCCGCUUCGAAAACCUGCGCAAAGGCGACGCGGUCGUGUCCUUCUCGAGACUCAACCUCCACACACUCAAGGCUGGCAUUGAAAAGGCAACCGGCAAAAAGUGUGCCAUCGUCUACGGGUCUCUACCACCUGAGAUUAGAGCUCAACAGGCUGCCCUUUUCAAUGACCCCGAUAACGACUACGACUAUCUCGCCGCGAGCGAUGCCAUCGGCAUGGGGCUCAAUUUGGAAAUCAAGCGAGUGGUCUUCGAAGCUGUUGCCAAGCACGACGGCACAAAGGUUCGAACGCUGACAUUGCCCGAACUCAAGCAGAUCGGCGGCCGCGCAGGGAGGUAUAGGACGGUAGCGCAGGCAGCUCAAGCCCCUGCUGCUACACCGACAUCACCUACGUCAAGCGAAGAUCUGGCAUUUACAUCAAAGACCCCUGCCCCGAAGAUGGGACAGGUCGGCCUCGUGACCACACUGGAAGAAGUUGAUCUAGAAGUCGUUCAUGGCUCGUUCGAAAACGAAGCAGAGCCUUUGAAGACGGCGGGGCUUUUCCCACCCGCCUCCGUCAUCGAGCGCUUCUCUUCCUACUUCCCAGCCGGGACACCAUUAUCCUUCAUACUGCUUCGUUUGAGAGACAUUGCGCGGCUCCCACCUCAUUAUCACAUGGCCAAUCUCCGGAAUAACUUAGGGAUCGCCACCCACAUACAGCCCAUUCCGAUGAGCGUUCGUGACCGGAUCAUUUUCCUGAAUGCGCCAGUAACGCUGAAAGAUAAUGGCAUGAGGGAGUUCCUCAAGGCUCUGGGGACCCGCGUGGCGAAUCACGACCCCGGCAAACUGCUCGAUUUCAAGGAGCUCGACCUGGAGAUACUUGACUACACCCGCCAGAGCUACCCACACGGUCGCGUCGAGUACCUGAAACAUCUGGAGGCCCUGCACAAAUGCCUGACGCUGUACUUGUGGCUGAGCUACCGCUACGUUGGCGUCUUCCAGAGCCAGGCUCUUGCUUUCCACGUCAAGUCGAUGGUGGAAGAGAGGAUAGACGAGUAUCUAGCCAACCUGGACUACUCGCCCGAAGUCAGAAGGGUGCGGGUGCAGCAGAUGCGGAUGGAAGCUGCCAAGAAGGCACGCGCUGCGAGACGGGUUUUCGAUGAAGACGGGGACUCCGGUCCCGAGCAACAACAGCAGAGAGUUGGUGACUGGCCUGCGGAGGGCCAUGAGGAGCCGCUCCUCAACGGCUUGGGCGAGGCGGAGAAGAUCCCGCCUACGCGUGAGGUUACUCCAUGA
Diaporthe citri is the source of this 2085-nucleotide messenger RNA. RefSeq lists its product as uncharacterized. Gene Ontology annotation, molecular function: RNA helicase activity; ATP binding; hydrolase activity, acting on acid anhydrides. NCBI's taxonomy places the organism in Eukaryota, Fungi, Ascomycota, Sordariomycetes, Diaporthales, Diaporthaceae. Bases 1 to 2085 code for a protein of 694 amino acids. The record is from RefSeq and is a predicted model, not a curated record. The transcript has a single exon. Gene Ontology annotation, cellular component: mitochondrial degradosome. Gene Ontology annotation, biological process: RNA catabolic process; mitochondrial RNA 3'-end processing.